Molecule: messenger RNA, 3845 nt
Organism: Scaptodrosophila lebanonensis
Lineage: Eukaryota; Metazoa; Arthropoda; Insecta; Diptera; Drosophilidae
Product: transcription factor GAGA
Exons: 6
Coding region: 443-2176 (577 amino acids)
Biological process (GO): regulation of transcription by RNA polymerase II
Cellular component (GO): nucleus
Molecular function (GO): protein binding
Source: RefSeq, a predicted model, not a curated record
UUUGUGCCCGUGAGCGGCCAAGUGAAACCAAGACAAAGAUUUUUCUUCUUGCGCUCCGGUGAGAUAAUUUCAACUAAAUUCUGCACGCUCCGGGAGCGGGAGAGACAGACUUGUCAAAAAAAAAACAACAAAACAAAUAAGCGCAGCGAGCGCAACAACAACUAACAAAAAAUAUAAGCAAAGCGUCAGAGACGAUAAGGCGACGGAACGGACGAGAAGACGUAUAACGACGGUUCCGUCAUUCAGUCUGUUGUGUGAACGCGAACGUGACGUUUCCCAGUGGUGGUGGUGAAGAUUGGCAGAAGUGGUGCUGCCUUUUAGAAUUUGAAUUUUUCAGCGUGGCCGUGUGUUCGAUAACAGCUUCGUCGUGUUGGCCACAAAUAGCAAUCAAUAUAACUACAACGCUGGAGAAGAAUUGUUGGAUUUGGAUACGACAGCCCUAAUGUCGUUGCCAAUGAAUUCGCUGUACUCGCUCACUUGGGGCGAUUACGGCACCUCUCUGGUAUCGGCCAUACAAUUGUUGCGGUGUCAUGGCGACCUGGUCGAUUGCACACUGGCAGCGGGUGGACGCAGUUUUCCUGCCCACAAAAUUGUAUUGUGUGCCGCUUCACCGUUUCUUCUCGAUUUGCUAAAGAACACACCAUGCAAACAUCCGGUGGUCAUGUUGGCCGGCGUCAAUGCCAACGAUUUGGAGGCAUUGCUUGAGUUCGUCUAUCGGGGGGAGGUGAGCGUCGAUCAUGCGCAGUUGCCCUCACUGUUGCAGGCAGCUCAAUGCCUUAAUAUCCAAGGCCUGGCACCCCAAACAGUGACAAAGGACGACUACACGACCCAUUCGAUACAACUGCAGCACAUGAUACCACAGCACCAUGACCAGGACCAACUAAUUGCGACAAUUGCCGCGGCUCCCCAGCAAACUGUGCACGCACAGGUUGUUGAGGAUAUACACCACACCGGACAGAUACUACAGGCCACACAGUCAAAUGCAGGACAACAGGCAGCCACCGUGACUCUCGAUACCAGCAAACAUGAUCAGGCAGUUAUUCAGGCCUUCUUACCCGCACGCAAACGAAAGCCGCGCGGCAAGAAAAUGUCACCGACCGCAUCGAAAAUCAGCAAAGUUGACGGCAUGGACACGAUUAUGGGAACACCGACCUCUUCACACGCAGCAGCCCAGCAGGUGGUUCAACAGCAAGUGCUAAGCGAAAACGGCGCCGAAACCCAACUGAUCACCUCCACGCCGAUCAUCAAGAGCGAAGUGCAAAAAGUUGAGACAAUUGUGACCAUGGAUCCGAACAAUAUGAUACCGGUAACGUCGGCAAAUGCGGCAACAGGCGAAAUACAAACGUCCAGCGGCACGACAGGCACACCAAGCGGCAGCGGAGCCUCUGCAACGCCCAAAUCCAAACGAACCAAACAUCCGCCUGGCACAGAGAAACCUCGAUCACGGUCACAAUCGGAACAACCCGCUACUUGCCCCAUUUGUUAUGCUGUCAUCCGUCAAUCCCGCAACUUGCGUCGCCAUCUGGAGCUGCGGCACUUUGCCAAACCGGGCGUCAAAAAGGAUAAGAAAAUACCCGGCGGAAAGAAACCCGGAGGCAGUUCAGGCCCAGGCAGCGGUCAGUCGGUGGGCAACAAUCAAACCAUAAGCAGCAGCUCAGUCAGCUCGGUGCCGCAGGUGCAGUCUGUGCAAUCGUUGCACACGUUGCAGGGUGUGCAAGUCAAGAAGGAUCCCGAUGCGCAACAACAACAGCAGCAGCAACAGCAGCAACAACAGCAACAGCCGCAACAAACAAUGACAGUGACCACAACAACGGCCGGCGGGCAAGUUCAACAACAACAGGUGCAGCAAGUGCAGGUGCAGCAGCAGCAGCAGCUGCAACACCACCAGAUUAUCGAUCAGUCGGGCAACAUAACCACCGCUACGACCAGUGCGCAGGCGGCGGCUCAGCAGCAGGCAGCAGCGGGACAGCAGUUGGUCGCGCAGGCCGAUGGCACCGAUAGCAACACAUCCUUAUCGAUAGCUCAGGUGCAGACGCUGCAGGGUCAUCAGAUCAUAGGCAAUUUAAAUCAGGUGAAUAUUACUGAUUUUCAACAACAACAACAACAGCAGCAGCAACAACAACAACAACAACAGCAGCAGCAACAACAACAAACACAACCACAACAGACGCUCUGAAUACUUGGACGAUAAAGUAGUUGUAGUCGUACCUACUAUGUAGUUCUAAAUACCGCCUCCUAUGUAAUUUGAUAGCCCUAUAAUCUUACUUCCCCCCCUCCCUUCCGCCACCCACAAAAAUUGCCGUGUAAAAGGAAACUGCAGCCAAAUUCUAAAGUUUUCUAUAAUCUUAUGUCUAACUAUUGUAGUUGUUAGUGGUAAACAGAUGCCUGGAGUUUCGAGAAUAAUGUAUCGGUGCUUCAUUUUCGCUUCUCCUUAAAAUAUUUAAGUGCGUUUCAAUUUUAUUUCCUUAUUCUAUUCUAAAAACUCAACACUAAUUUAGUUUUGUUUAUAUAAGUACUUUUAAAUUUAUUCUUGCUUAAGUGGAUUGUGUGUUCAACGCACACAGUUCACAGUUCCAUUGAAAAUGUGUUUUGGAAGCAGGCGAUAAACUCAAAAAUGGUCAGACAGGUAAAUAAUUUGCCCAACAAUUUUUAUGAUUUUAAAACUAUGGCCUUACAAAUAUUCAUUUAAAAUACAAGUAAGCAACAAUUUGCACUACUAUAAAACUGUUUUGUCAAUAUAUGAAUGAAUUUGUGUGCAAACUAUUUGUCUGUCUGACCGCAGCAUAAGCUACAUUAUGAUUAGUCUGUCUUAGAAGGGCUCAUUGAGGGAAUUGUAGAUCACUUGUUAAUUAUUUGCUAAUAGUUUGAUUAAUCAUUUGUGUGUCUAGGCAACACAACCCUCAGAAAAUAUUUAAGCGUAUUUUAAAUCAAGACGCCUAUCAAGGAAGAAAAUAGUAGUAAAGGAUUCCCAACCAUAAUAUGCCAUACAAAAAUGUUGGGAACAAAUUAGUUGCAAUAAUUUAUUUAGACCCUUUGAAAAAGUUACAACAAUCAGUCAGAGAGUCAACAAUCCAGAUACUUGUCGAUUCGAAAAUUUUGGAGAACGUUUGAGGAAGUCAUAAAUAAUGUCGCAAAGGGGACUGUGUUACUUCUUUCCAUACUGAAAUAGUUAAUAACUGAAUAAUUUGCAAUAUUUCUGCAAUAUAACCCCAUUAUCCGGGGCCCUCGCCUUUCAAUAUGUGUUAAAAAUUUAUAUAUUUGGAGUUGCAGUUGACUCCAUAACUAGCAACAUCGUGUGCCUUUUGUAGUUGUGUGCUGCGUGCAUUCUAAGCUAAAUCAAAAACUAUACACACUUUCGAUUUUAAGAUCUUCUUGCUUCUUAUUCUUCUAAACUUAAUGGCCAGGAUCUAUCGGUCGCAGUAAAGAAGUUCUCGAAGAGAAAGAAGCGAUUGGGCCUUUUCUGCGAAAGCAUUAUGUAAAAAAGUAAAAUUAAAAACAAAAACAAACAAAUUAGAAAAAUUAAUAGUUAAAAUUUUUUUAAAACGUAGAGCGCAUUUUUGCUACCAAAAGUAAGCUAUGUCCUGAAGAUUAAGUGUUGUUUUACGAAAAGAGUUGGUUAUCUUUAUGAUUACAUAUAUGUAUAUUGUUGACCACUUAGUUGGUGUAGAGACAGUCCGGACCGAUUUUUACUGUUUUUACACUUUUUUUUACCCUAUUUAAUUAACCUUAGCAAAAAAUAAUAAAAUAAAAAAAAAAAACAUAUUUCAGAUUUUAGGAUUAAGUUUUUAGCCGUGGACCGCUAUGCGUUCAUUGAUAAAUUUUAAAUAUAUUUCUUAUUUUUAUUA